Molecule: messenger RNA, 3690 nt
Organism: Syngnathus acus (greater pipefish)
Lineage: Eukaryota; Metazoa; Chordata; Actinopteri; Syngnathiformes; Syngnathidae
Gene: tdrd7a
Product: tudor domain containing 7 a
Exons: 21
Coding region: 19-3690 (1223 amino acids)
Biological process (GO): spermatogenesis; lens morphogenesis in camera-type eye; lens fiber cell differentiation
Source: RefSeq, a predicted model, not a curated record
GUUUUCAUCCAAAACAGGAUGUCAGACAGCGAAUCCAUCAAGAAAAUGUUGCGGUCUGUACUCCAGUCUAGCAAGGAUGGCGUGAGUAUUCUCAAACUGCAAUCGGAGUACCGCUCACUCUGUGGAGAGACCAUCCCUCUGAAGAAACUGGGCUUCACCAAUUUGGAGGAUUAUCUCAGAAGCAUACCCUCUGUGGUGCGGAUGGACUACCGCAAUGCAGACUUGAGAUGCUUUGCUGCAGUAUGCAGUGAGACAGCACACAUUGCCCAGCUGGUGGCGCGACAGAAGAGCGCCAAGAAAUCAGGGUGCUCCCAAUUCGUUAACUGCAGGAUGAGACGCAAAGAUUCCGAGCCUUACAUGAAUCGUGGGUGGCCAAUGUCUUCUCUACGGCAGCCUUCAGCUGGUGGCGCAUUCAGGCCAGCCAACCGCUUUCAACUCCACGGUGGCUACAGAGGCUUCAGUGCUUCUGGCGAUGUCAGGCUACCGAGCCAGUGCUUUUCUCCACCAAUAGCACACAGACAACCUGCCCCUCAGCCAUCUGUGAAACAAUCUGCUGUCCCAAACAGGGCCAAGAAUUUAGUGAUUCCGCAGAAAACGAAAGAGAAGCCCCAUGAACAAGUCUCCGGAACCAACAACUCGGAGCCAACACUACUUGACAAGACUGUGGUGCAGGAGAGAUUAAUCCAGCUACUGAGCAAGUACUGCUCUGGGCUGUGGAUGUCAAAACUGCCCACUAUCUUCAGUGAAAUGUUCGGUCAGCAGCUGUCUCCUCAGGUGACCAGUGAGUUGGAAAAGUGGACACACAUUUGUAAGGUAGAAAAAUCAAGCAGCACCAAAGGUGACUUCCUGGUUUAUCCUAUUUUGCCUUCCUCGACUGCUUCGGCAAGGAGCCUGUCCGAAGGCCCCUCAAAAUCCCCCUUCCGCUCCAGCAUGAUGUCUACAUUAAGUUCCUCCCAGGUGUCUACCUCUGCCCCUCUCCGAGCGCAUUCUGUUUCAAAACCUCCAGCUGGCCCCGGAGAAGCCUUAGCCAAGCCAGCAAUCGGUUUGGCUCCACAGUCAACUGAUCAUUUCACUUCUUUGAAGAUGUCACAAAACUUGUCUAAUAGUCACACAGUCAGUUCAAGUAAUGUCAACUUGGUUUCAACUGCUGUCAAUGGCGGACCAAAUUGUUACUCUAUGGCGCCUAUGGGCAAUUAUCCGCCAAAACCCAACCCUCCUGCAUUAACUCUUUCUUGUCACUUCCGCUCUGAGGAUUUACCACCACAAAAGUCCACAUUGUCACUGAACUCUGUUUCCUCCCCUGGUCCUCCCGUUGAGUCUUGUGCUGCCGUUUUGCCAGCUGAUGUCUGUUACAGAAUAAAGGAGCUUCUAUCCAAGUACAGUAAUGGGUUAUGGGUCCAUGCAUUGCCCAAACUUUUCAUGGAUGCUUACAAGGCCCCAUUCCCUGAACACUUUAUGGAUAAAUUAUCUCUCCUCCCGGACUUGUGCACCGUGGCAUACCCUAUUCCACACAACAGCAAGAAGGCCAUCCUGUAUAAGCCAAUUAGAGUGAAGCUAGAAGACACUGAGAGCCAUGCCAGUCAGAAGAGCAGAAGGCACCACCUUCCAUCUGGUCUGGAGGUUACUGGCCCUGUAGUUCCUCCCUGUUUAGUUCAUCCCUUAGUCCAGUAUCCCUCUGUGCUGAUUACUGAGGCCAAAAGCAGUAAUGCUGUUACUGUACGGUAUGUUGGCGAUGGCUAUUCCAAAGCCCUGGAGGCAAUGGAGGAUGCUAUGCAUGCCUUGUAUAAACAAAACUCCACACUCCAGCCUCUCUCUCAGCUUGCCGUGGGUCAGCUGGUAGCAGUCAAGGGAGAGAAUGGCAACGAACUGACGAGAGCUCAGGUCACGGAGGUGACCAAUGCUAACAUCAAGGUUUACUAUGUUGAUCAUGGCUUUACUGUGGAGAUUCCUCGAGAAAGUCUUUUGGAGCUGCACCAUGACUUCCUUUCACUACCCUUUCAAGCCACCAUUGUUAGGAUGGCAGGUUUAGAGGCAUUCAGUUCCCAUCCAUCUGUGUUGUCCUCUUUGGAGACGUUUGCUGUUGGAAAGAUUAUGUUAAUGGAGAUUUUGGCCUCAACUUCACCCAGUGACUUGCCUGAGGUCUUACUCUAUGAUACCUCACAAGAUGAUGACAUCAACAUAAACUCUCUCUGCUUAAAGGAAUUGCAAGACCAGACCAUGAAUAACCCUUUAACUGUGAAUUCUACUUAUCGGGGUGUAUGUGUCACAAAUAUUUGUGUGGAUGGCAUCAUCUUUUGCCAGCUGCCCUCCAGAGGAGCCACAAGGCUCAACAAGUUGUUGGAAGAAACAAAAGCAUUUUUGCUCUCUCAGGUGACCUCUGAGUACUUGGUUUCUCAACCCUUCAUUGGAAAGAUGUGUCUGACCUGCUACAAAGAUAAAUGCUGCAGAGUGGAGAUAACCAACCUUCAUGGCAAUAGGGUCAUAGAAGUUGUCUUAAUUGAUUUUGGUGUCUCAGCAACAGUCGAGGUCACUGAACUUCGAGAGAUACCCCCUCUUUUUCUCCGAGACUUUGCCCUCAUCCCGCCACAGGCCAUCAGAUGUCGUCUGGUGGAUGUGAUGAUUCCAGAGGGAGAGUGGAGCCUAGAUGUCGUUUCCUGGUUGAAGAAUGCUGUCCUGGGUGUUGAGGAUUGUAAAAUGAAGAUUCUUAAGUUAGAGGAGCAUAAGGAGGGGAAACUUGUGCACAUGUACCUGUUUGUUCGUGCUGACUACGAGGACGUGCACCAGAGCAUCAACCAUAAGCUGAGCAACCCUGAAGUGUGGCAGACACUCAACAGCAACAGAAGCUUCACGGCCACUAGUAAUGGCAGUGCUUCAAUCAAGAGACUGGAUGUAAGCAGCCCAACUUACCUUCAGCCACAGCUAUUUGAAUCAUCUUCAGCAGAAACAACCCCCACGAUGCCCCCACCUCUGGCGCUCCCCCUGGUCUCAAUCUUGUCUGAAUCGUAUGUAAGUGAGUACAGGAGCGGAGCACACUUUUCCUUCCUCUCCGAAUGCACUUGCAUCAGGAAAUUUUCGAACGCUCCCAUCAUCAUUAUGUUUCCUUUGUGCUCUAAUUUUCAGCUUGGUCAGAACAUGGAUGUCCACAUAUCAGCAGCUUGCCACCCUGGUUACUUUGUGCUGCAGCUGUGGCAGGACCUGCAUAAAUUGGUCAUGUUGAUGGGAGAGAUGAUGCUGCACUACAAUCAGACUGUGAGCCCCACAGAUGUGCAGAUCAAAAAAGGAGACAUUUAUGCUGCCAAAAUAGACAAAAGUUGGUACCGUGCAGUGGUGAAGGGGAUUCUGUCCAACGGCUUGAUUUCUGUUUACGAGCUGGACCACGGAAAACACGAGCUCAUCCGCAGCUCUUUCCUCCAACCCUUGAUUGAAGAAUUUCGGCAGCUACCUUUUCAGGCCGUCAUUGCACAGCUGGCAGGUGUGCCAAAGUGCCAGUGGUCAGAAGAGGCGUCCUUGGUCUUCAGGAACCAUGUGGAGAAGCAAGCGCUCGUCGCCCAGAUCGAAAGUAUACAAGAUGAGUCGGAGGUCCAAGAGGAACUGUGGGAGCGCAAAUUAACGGUCUAUUUAGUGGACACUAAAGUAGAAGACAAGGACCUUUGGAUCCACACCCUCAUGGCGGAUUUUUGCAGUGAGUGA